Leptosia nina is the source of this 1794-nucleotide messenger RNA. Lineage: Eukaryota; Metazoa; Arthropoda; Insecta; Lepidoptera; Pieridae. The record is from the annotation of a GenBank genome assembly.
AUGGGAAGUGAGCACUAUUGCCUGAGGUGGAACAAUCAUCAGAGCAACCUGCUGGGAGUAUUCAGCCAGUUGUUGCAAGACGAAAGCUUGGUGGACGUUACACUCGCGUGCUCCGAGGGUGCCUCCAUACGGGCUCAUAAGGUAGUACUCUCUGCGUGUUCGUCGUAUUUCCGUUCGCUGUUCGUGGACCAUCCAUCGCGCCAUCCUAUAGUGAUCCUUAAGGACGUGGGUUUGGAGGAGCUCCGAACACUCGUCGACUUCAUGUAUAAGGGCGAGGUUAACGUCCAGUACUGCCAACUUCCCGCUCUCUUAAAAACUGCCGAGAGCCUUCAGGUAAAAGGAUUAGCUGAGAUGACUACAUUAAGUGCAGCAGGGGUUGAUGCAAGGAACGUUACAGAACCAAUGGAGGAAGGCCCAGCGCAAAAUUCAAAUGAAUCUGCGGAAUCACAAGAAAGAUUGCAUGAUAAGGAAUCUAGGGAUAAAGAUGAAAGGCACGAUGUAAAAGAAAAUCGUGAAAGAGAGUGCAAAGAUUUAAGAGAGAAUGUAAGAGAUUCACGUGAACCGAGAGAUGUCCGGGAGUCGAGGGAGAGGGAGAAGGAAAGAGAUUUAAGAGAUCCCCGUGAACCAAUGAGAGAUAGGGAACCUCGAGAGUUGAGAGAGUCACGUGACCAUAGGGACAUACGAGACGGUAGAGAAUCUCGUGACUUGAGAGAUAUACGUGACCUCCGAGAGGCUUCCGAAACCUCGCCACCGAGAAUUUCUCCUUUACUUUCUGUCCGUAGAUUUCGUACGGAUCAAUCGCUUGAAACCUCGACGCCUACGCAUCCUCCUAUACCUAAAGAUGAACCACCGGAUGAACCUAUGCGGUCUUUAUCUCCCGAAGAUGACACCGUUUCAAUAAGAUCGAAUGGCGCCAGUGAGAAUAUUGGCAUCAACAUGACUAUUAACAGUCACGGUAGCCUAGGCUCACGAUAUUCACCAGUUGAGCAAAGACUGAGUGUGCUUAACACCCUGCCUCAUCCGGGGCUGCCUUUGCACCCACACACAACCUUGCCAAGCCCAAGAAAUGAACCCAUUCCUGGACCGUCAGGAUUGCCACCAGUUCAGCAAGUACCAUUGUCAUUGAAAAAAGAAGUUGAUUGGGACAGGAAUAAUGAGGACAAGGGGGGCGGUGAAUCUUCGUCUUCAGAUUAUAGAAUGCAGCAUGAAUCGGAGUAUGAAGGGCCCGGUAGGGGGAGAAUUGAGGAGGGAGAGAGGGCUUAUCCGUGCAUACAUUGCGGCGCAGCGUUUCCACACCAGAGCAAAUUGACCAGGCAUAUAUUGACGACGCACACGUUAGACACGCUAAAGUAUAGAGACGCUAUCAUGGGUCGGCCGUUAGGGUUGCCGAUGAUAGGGCAGUUUAGUGAACCGACCUAUUUGAGCAUGCCGACCGAGGAGACUCCCAUCGACUUGGACAUCGGGCCCAUGGAGCCAGGAAACGUUGUACUGUGCAAAUUCUGCGGGAAGAGCUUUCCAGAUGUAUCGUCGUUGAUAGCCCACUUGCCGGUACACACUGGCGAUCGGCCAUUUAAAUGUGAAUUCUGCGGCAAGGCGUUUAAAUUAAGACACCAUAUGAAGGACCAUUGUAGAGUGCACACAGGGGAACGCCCGUUUCGGUGCGUUUUAUGCGGUAAAACGUUUUCGCGAUCCACGAUACUGAAGGCGCAUGAAAAGACUCACUAUCCAAAGUACGCAAGGAAAUUCCUGUCGCCCAGUCCUGUCGACACGGAGGAAGAGAGCCCACAUCAAUGA